Tetrahymena thermophila SB210 is the source of this 1983-nucleotide messenger RNA. RefSeq lists its product as hypothetical. The transcript is spliced from 23 exons. Lineage: Eukaryota; Ciliophora; Oligohymenophorea; Hymenostomatida; Tetrahymenidae. The record is from RefSeq and is a predicted model, not a curated record.
AUGUAAACAUAUCAACUAGUUUAAAGCAUGCUAGAUAUAGGAUUUGAUACUUAUAUUUCAUUUCUAAAUGAAAGAAUGAAAAUAAUCUUGAGAAGAAUGGAGAUUAGAUAAAUAUAAAUCACUGAAAACAUUGAAUCCAGAUACUUACUACCUUAAAUUUAGUAUCUUAGUGUAGAAAUUGAAAGAGAUAUUGUUUACAGUUUAGACAGGCUUGCUUAGUUCUUUGCUAGUAUACCUUAGAAUUCUGAUUUAAAAUAAUUAUAGAUCACUAUACAUGAAGGUAAUGAGAUUUAUGAUGAGGGAUGCUAAAUUAUUACUAAUUUUAUCGCUUCUAAUAGCAAAACCCUGAAUUCAUUAGAUCUUAAAAUUGAGUAAAUAUUGGAUUAUAAUAUGAUUGAUGAGGAAGGAGGUAUACAUCUUGGACAGUGCUUACUUCAAUUAACUAAUUUGGAAAAACUGAUUUUAGAAAUAGGAAAGAAUGUCAAUAUUUAAGGAAAUGUAGCUGCAAAGCUUUUACAAGGACUAAAACAUUUGAGUCUUAAUUAUUUUAAAUUAAGGUUGUUUCCUAAAGAAAUAGAUGAUCAGGGAUUUGUAGACAUGCAAAAUGAGUUGACUUAAAUAAAAUCUUUAUAAACAUUAGAUUUAUCAAUAAUAUUGUAUGGCGAUAAUGCUGGAAUUUAUGCUAAUGGAUUUAAAUAUCUUGGAAUGAAUUUGCCAUAAUUAGAUAAUUUAAAAGUAUUAGACUUUUAAUUUUAUGGUCCUCCUAUAAGCAUUGUGCAGUCAAAUAAUCUUGUUUCAUAAAUAUACAAAUUAAAAUAUCUAGAGUAAUUUAAAAUGGAUAUCCAACCAUUAGCUUCUUCUUAAGUUCAAAUAGAUAGUUUUUUGCAAAGUCUUUCAAAGUGUUAAAAGCUCAAUAAAUUGCAUAUUACAUUACCAAGCUUCAUUUUUAGCAUAUCAAGCCAUCAAUUUGAAGAAGAAAUAUAAAUUCCAUUCCAAAAUCUCUUGGAUUUUGAAUUUAAGUUUGAAAAUGUAAGUCUUUCAGAAGAAGCUUCAAAUGCAAUUGGUCAAUAAAUUAGUAAGAUGAUAAAAUUAGAAAAUUUAAAAAUUCAAUUAAGGAACAAUGGUGAUUCAGUUGAUUCAACAGUAAAAAAUAUAAUGAAAGGAGUUGAAUACUGCAGUUAUCUCAAAAAUUUCUUCUUUGAAAUAGGAAGUAAAAACAAAGUUUAGUCAGAAGGUGUUCGUUGCUUGAUAGGUUCUUUAUAAAAUAAGCAAUGUUUAAACAAUUUAAUGAUUAAGUUUGAAAUUGGAAAUAAAAUAGAAAGUAAAUCUUUAGAUAAUUUUUAAGAAGUUAGUAAAACUCUUUCUUCUCUAUAGGCUCUUACUUUGGAAAUAAAAGAGUCUAAUUUAAAAAGCCAAGAUAUCGUGGUACUUAAAAAUAGUCUUCGAAACCUUUAAGUCCUAAAAGAAUUCAAUAUAAUAUUUAAUAGAAAUUUAGGUCUUCAAAACGAAAAUGAAAUAGAAGAAAGAGACAAAAUAACUUAAAAUUUUGGAGAGCUUAUAGGUGCAAUUAAGUCAAUCGAAGUUCUUAAGUUUUAUUUCGUGCAAUAUCAAAAAUUAAGUUAGUUAAAUCAAAACCAUAUUUUUAAUGGUUUAGGCUCUGGUUUAUUUAAUUUAAAGGUACUACAUAUUAUGUUGGCAAAUUAAAUAGAACUUAACUCUGAAAGCUUUUAACUGCUUUAAAAUGCUCUAUCCAAGUGUAAUAGUCUGAUAGAGCUAGAAUUAAAAUUAUAGAGUUUAAGACAUAAUUAAGAUUAAAAUGAAAUAAGAUUAUACAAUAUUCUUAAUAGUUGCAAUAAUUUGAUCAAAUUCUCUUAUGAAGUUUAUACUAGUGGUUUUUUAAUUUAUAAUUUGGGCUAAGAAAUGAAGAGGUUGAAAAAAAAUGCUAUGAGAAAAAAGAAAAUAAUAGUUUUAAAUAAAUUAUGA